Poecile atricapillus (Black-capped chickadee) is the source of this 7568-nucleotide messenger RNA. RefSeq names its product interactor of little elongation complex ELL subunit 1 (gene ICE1). The transcript has 20 exons. Bases 388 to 6849 code for a protein of 2153 amino acids. The record is from RefSeq and is a predicted model, not a curated record. Lineage: Eukaryota; Metazoa; Chordata; Aves; Passeriformes; Paridae.
CCCGGUCCAGCGGCGGCUCCGCCCCGCCUCAGGCGCCUGGUGAAAGAAGCUGCCCCAUCACGCGCCUGCGCCAGGAUCACGGCAGUUCCCUCGCCACAAGUGCUCGCGCCUAAAAGAAGAUAAAAUAAUUGUUCCGGUAGAAGGGCGUGGCUGAUGCGGUGCCUUUCAGUGGACUAAGUCGCUCUCCGCCAGUUGCUUUCAAUGCUCAGCCUCUGCAAAGAGCGCUUUUUGCUGUCUUUUCUGUUGCUACUAGUCAGGCAGCAUGGGACGUCGCUCGUAAGGAAGCGAAGGCGAGCUGGGUCCUUGCUAAGGCGGUGGCGCGCUGUAUGACGUCACCGGAGCGCCGCACACGCACCGCGCUCGGGGCCGGCCGGAGGCGGGGGCACGAUGAUGCCCGGGGAGACGCCGCCGGCGCCGGUCGGGACCGCGGCCGCCGGCGGGGCCUGCGCCAACUGCGGCGUUCUCCAGCAGAAUAUAAAUGAAUAUGUAGCUGCAUUAAUUGCACUGAAGCAAAAAAUGAUUGAUGGAGAUCGUUUGCUGACAGAGUAUCAACAGAAAUGCUCUGAGCUUCAAUUUGCUGAACGAGAGAUCUCUGCUCUUCGUUGCCAAGUGGAGAAGAUGUUAGAAAAAAUUCUGCCUCUGGAAAAGUGCCAGGAAGAGUUGGGUUCCUUGAAGGCAGAGUUGGAAGAAAAAAAGAGUUCUCUCAAGAUUUAUCGGGAGAGUCAACUGGAAUGUAUAAAAAUUAAAGAAGAAAUAUUAAACAGUGAUGCUGUGAGAAGGAAACUGGAAACAAAAGUGAAAAAACUUGAAGAAGCUGCAACAAAGCAUACAAAGGACUUCAGAGAACUGAAAACUGAAAAGAAAAGGCUUGAAAAGGAGCUUAAAAAAGCACAAGGAAAGCUUGAUGGUGUAAUUAAAGAAAAGUACAGAAAAUUUAAACAUGCAGAAACUCAGAGUUCAGGUGAAGGUCUUGCAACAGAUAUAGACAAAGGAAGAGUGAAACUCUUACUAGAAGAACUCUGGAUGUGCAUUGACAGUGCAACAGGAAAAAGAGAGAAUAAGAAAAAUGAUCCUGUCUUAGCUUCUGUUUGGGAUAAAGAAUGGUCUGACAAAAGAAGACUAACUGUUACAGAAGACACUGUACAAAUCCACCAAAAGAUCAGGAAGUGUGAUGGCAAAACACUACCUUGGUGUUCUUCAGAGGAAAAUGCUGUAAAGCAAAAUUCUGUAACAGCAAUGAUAAUUCAAACAAGUACUGAGACUUUUGGAGAUGAUUGUACUGAGGAUGGGGCUACUGAAGAAGAUGUGCACAGUGAUGAGGAUAAAACUGUAGAGGUCGGCAUACAGACAGGCAGCACUUCAGACUUCUCUGAUCAGGAGCAGGGAGACCUAGGUGGAAAUGUGAUGGAUAUAUUGAAUUGGGCCAGACCUCUACCUGCUCUACUUUCUCCAGUACAGCUUUCACCACUGACUACACAGGAUAUGUUGUUGGGAGAAGUCACAGAUUCCAGUUUUGAAGAAGACGAAUGCAGUACUUCUGCAGUGGAGGAUAUUUUACAAGAAGACCAAGUUCAGUCUCCAAGUUAUAAUGUAAUCAGCCCUGGUGAUGAGUGUAACAGACAGUCCAAAUCAUGUGAGCAUGAUUUUGCUGCAGAAAUCUCACUUAAUCUGAGUUGGAAUGAAAAGAGCAUUCAUAUCAGUCCAAAGAUGUCAAGCAAGGAGGAGAGAGAUGCUGAAAGAAAGCAAGCUGAAGGUGCUACUCUAAUUACAAACAUGGAAACUAACAAAGAUUGUUUGGAGGAGAAUUCUGAGGAUAUGGAAACUGAGAACAGAGAGCUAACUGGAGCAACAGCACAUGAAUCAGAAGACAUGGAAGAACAGAAAGGAGAUGGUGAGGACAUGGACAGUGAAGAGGGAGAUUCUUCUGCAGAUUUUAUGUUACAAAGUUUCAAGCCUCAGAAUCAGAUAGAAAAAAGUAGUGUGGUAGAGCAAACAGAGGAGAAUGUAACCUUAAUUACGGCUGUUGAUAAUGAGGGUACACAUGGAAAAUAUGGUGAAUUAGUGAAUGCAGAAAGAGAGAAAUUAGUAGCACAGAGAGAAACUCCAAUAGAGGCAUCUGUUCUGCAAAGUGUUACCUCUUUGCUAUCUGAGGAAUGCAUUGUGCUUCAAAGAGAAGAUGCUGAGGAAAAAUCUGAUGUGUUGAUAGAAAAUGAAGUGGUUGAAAAUAAAUCAAAAAAUGUAAUCAAAUUAACUAAUGUGGCUGGAGCUAUUGAGAUCUCUGCACAAUCUCAGUGCUCUGAAAUAAAAUAUGACAGUGAAGAGAUUCUGGAGAAACAACAUAUGCAAACAAAAGACGAAGUGAACAGAGAAUGUGAACAAGAGACUGUUAAAGUCUCUAGCCAUUACUUACCUGUAUCUGGUGCUGAAGAAAUCAGAACCUUAUUUUCAGUCUUUCCAAAAGAUGAACAGCUCAAAAUUGAAGAUGUUAAUAUAACCAGAGCUCCAACUAUUGAACUAGCUAUGAAAUUUAACAGAGAAAGUGUUCUAGAAGUAGCUGAAUUGUCAGAGCUACUCCAUAGUGCAGAAAAUGUAAAAUCAGUAGAUGUAAAGGAGGGGGUAUAUUUACAAAGCAAACCACAUAAUGAGGAAGAUGGUAGUAAUUUAUCUCAACGGACUCAAAGAAACUUGGAAAAUAUACUUGCACUUACAAAGACAGGACACAUUAUUGGUGCAGAAAGCAGUGUAGCUAAGUGUGAAUCCUCUGUGUUAGAUUUUACAGAAGAGAAAGGUGAAAUAAAACAAUCUGAAAACUUACAUAAUACAUUAGAAUGUGGGCAAUCCAAACCUCAAAACUUUAGAGUGUUUGAAUCUCUAGAGACUGAAGUCAAAGUUAAUCCAGAAGAUUGCGGAGGGGAAAGCAGUGAGUUGUUAGCAAGAGGGGGUACUAUUGAAUCUGUCUUACAAAGUAAUCCUACUUCUCAGGAACAGCUUGAAAAACCUCUGACUCAGCUCUUGAAAACUGAAAAUGUUAAAUGUGAUGAAAUAGAAAGGAAAUUAAAUAAACAAAGCAAGGAAUUGGUGACUGAGACUUGUUCCAGUUCACUAAAGUGGGAAAAGAAUGUUGUGAAGAAAAAUAAUAUUUCAGAGAUCAUUUGCCAGCCUACUUCAGAAAUGGAUGAUGGAAGUGGUUUGGCUUUUUCUACUCAAAAAGACUUGGAAAAAUGCUGCAUAAAUAAUGAGGAAACUAAUUCUCCUGUGCAAGUGGGAAUUGUCUUGGAAUCCACAAGACCCCCUGAUACAAAUUUCAGUCUUCAGAAAGUUGUUGGUUUUGUCAAAACUAAUUUCACAGGAAAGACUGCUGUUUCCUGUACUCAGGAAAACAAGGGACAUACAAAUUCUGUUAUGAAUGGUACAUUUACCUGUUCUUCAGAAAACUUAGAAGAGGGUGCUGAGAUUCUGUCUGUUGGAAAAGUCAACAUGGCCAAAGAACUGGGCUGCCCUGAGAGAGAAUGCGUACACAAAAAUGAAAUGAAAACUUCAGAUAAGGAGCAGCCAGUAGAUAAAGAACCUCAGGCAUCUACUAAAUCACAGAUCAUGUAUGCAAACUCUUACAAGAAUGCUCUUCUCCUCCAAAAGUUAGAUUGCCAAGAAUCAGGAUGCAGGACUUAUACAUCGAGAGUUAGAACAGAUCCUUCUGUAACUGGUUCACUAACAGGUGGGGGAGAAAGUAAAGAACUGAAUAGUUUUGAGGGUUCUGGGGAAAAUGCCAUAAUAAAGUGUAAAAGUGAUUUUGACAUGUCAGAGCAGAACAAUGACUGUGAAGAGAAAGAUUGUUCUAUAGAAAAAGUUAAGUAUGUGAAGUGUUCUGAAUGUGUUCCAAUGUUCAGAAACAAACUGAGAGCUUCCAGGAGAAUUGCAGUGGAUGCUCUGGAAACUGGCGCAAUUGUUGAUGCUGAUUACCAAGUAUGUGAGCUUCAUUCAAUGAUGCAUCCAGGAAAUACUUUCACAGUUAGUCACCUAAAAGCAGGCACUGUAGUGGAUAUGAAUACACACUGUGAACCAAACAGCUCUGGAGAUACUGCAGAUGAGUGGUCAAGUGUGACUGGGGAGGGUUAUCCUGAAGACUCGGCCUCUUGGAAAAGGGAAUGUAUAUUAAUAACCUCUGAAAAUACUGAGAGUACUAAUGAGCUCAUGCUGGAGUCUAACAUAGCUGGAUGCAUUAGUCACAGUGAGGAAAGUCUCUUAAAAUCUGGGAUAUCAAAAGAAAGCCCUGUGAUGCCAAAUGCUUCAAAAAAUAGGUUACCACUAUGCAAAAUGUUAAAUGGAUUCUCAGAAAAUUGCAGGCUGGCUGUAAAAAACAGUAAAUUAAAUACAAGAAUGUUAGCACUUGACAGUUUCUUAGAAGAAAAUGAUUCUGAAAAGCUACAGUCAAAUGGGGAACAAAGUCUGUUACACCGUGUUGAUGUGGGGGUCUCAGUGAUUGAAGAAUAUAAUAAUAAUCAAAUUUGCAGUGCUUGCAACACAGGAGAAAGCAGCACUGAUGUUAUCAGAGAUAGUGACAGAAAAAAAAAUUCACUCAAGUAUCUUCCAAAUCCAGAUGUAAGGUGCAGUUGUCAAACAGUUGGGCAGCUUUCUGAACCACAACGGACGGUAUUUGAGAAGUUACAUAUGGUGGAAUCAGAGUCUUGUGCUCUCAAAAAGAGCAAUAAAUUGAGGUGUAAAGAGCAAGAACCAUCUGAAAUCUUGACUGUUUCUACCAAGACAGCUGCCCAAGUAAUGCAUACCAAGCUAUCAAAGAGACUGUUUCAAGGUAAAAGAAAAACAAAGACUCUUAAAGUUACUCAGCCAGUUCUUGCAAAUGCUAGUACUUCUGUGGCAACAAAAUGCUCAUCUGAGAUGAUAAAUAAAAUCAGGGAAGAGAUAGGUCCUCCUCUGCCCCCCUUGCUACUGCCUCUGAUUGCUACUCCUCCAAAAACUUCCUGUACUGUGUCCCCAGUAACAUCUUCUACAGAUCAAUCCUCUUUGCUUUCUCCUCUUGAUGACCUGAUAUCCCCACUACGCAAAACUCCUCUUCUUCCUCUCGUGUCUCCAUUAGCAGAUACUCCAAAAGUAAAAUCUGCUCUUUUUUCUCCUCCCUCACCCUCAGAAAUGGCAGUAGGUAGAAGGAUUUGCUCCUCACCUUUGAAAUUUUGUACUUCCAUUCCAAAGCAUGCACUUCCCGUUCCAGGAAGAUUUCCUCUCUUGGCAGCAGUUAGUGCUGGUCCAGGUGCUCCUCAGGAGAACUCUGUAAAAAUAUUGGACACUAUGUAUCCAGAGCUGUCUGCAAGGGCAAGGACACUAAACAUUCUGAAAGGCAAUAUUCAGCUUAACCGAUGCGCUUUUCCAGACAGCCAAAGUUUGCCAGGACCUGUAUCUCAAACAGGUGGAUUCAAAGCCAUUGCAUCUACAUCAACUGCUUUUGUUAAAGCUGGGAGCAAUAUGAAAUCUGAUAGUAGCAAAGAUGAAGACAAAGAUAUGCAAAAUCAGCAAUUGUUUUCAAGAUCAUCAAAUCGCCUUGAAAAAAGGACACUAUUGCAGGUAUCUAUGCCAAGAAGUGCCAAAAGACUGAGGCUGGACAGUGAACCGCCAAGGAUGGAGCCCAGUGAUACUACAGCUGUCAGAAAUACUAAAAAUACCAUUUCUGAAAUGCAGGAGGCUUUCCAUGGUAAAAGCUGUGAAAUCAGUGAUUCAUCACACAGCUCCAAUUUAGAAGAAUCACUACCAAUAAAGAAGGAUCCUGACUGCCAGAAAGUUUCUUUGGCAUUAAAGAAAGUUGCUGAAUCCUGUUUUGACUUGUUACCAGUUAUUAAAGGUCAUGUGUAUGUUGGUAGUAUCUCAAAGAUUCCAGUAAUGAGAGAUGAAGAGAGAGAAGUUGUCUAUGAAUUUGGUAUAAAAAAUAAGCAUUUAGCAGAGUCUUUGCUGCAUGUUAUUCUCAAAAAGCUGAAGGCUCAGAAGAAUGCCACGAAUUACAAUUUCAGUCAGGCUCUUUGUCGAGUCUAUGCAGGAAUUUGUCGACAGUUGGGAGAUUUGGAAAGAGCCCGUCUUUUCUGCUAUAGCCUACUUAAAGAAGACUUUCCAGACUCAGAGAAAUUGAUUUUAUUUAUCACCAAUGUAUGGUCUGACAUAUUUGUCUUCCAAGGUGCAAUUAACAAAGCUAUGCAAUUAGUUGUCAGACAGAGUGCAAGCAAUGAGAUGCUGGCCUGUUUAAGUGCUUAUCUCAACUGGGACCAGAGUUCAUCUUUAGAUGCUGGUGUUAUGAUCUCAAACCUGCUUUCAGAAAUGCAGUCAUGUACAAAAGUAGAAUUUCACUUGAGUGAGCAGUAUGGAGAAGAUCUCAGUGAAGACGCUUGGCAGUAUAUAUUUGCUCUUGAUCUACUCUGCUCUCACAUGAAGUGGGAGUGGACACAUGAUAAUGUUAUAAGCAAAGUACUUUGGCCUUCUAUGGAUAACUGGAUAAAGAAGAUAAAGGGGCAUGAAACAGUUCAAUCCAUUAGUGAUAGUGUUAUAGCAUUGACACUCAGGCUAAUUGGUCGAUUAGGACAAAUAGGUUUGAAGGAAGGCUAUCUUGCUGCAGUGAAGAAUGUUAGUUCAGUAAUUGGACUGUUUGUACAGCAUGCGAAAGAGGAAGGUGUUCCCUGGGGUGUGCAGCUGGCAGCCGUAUAUUCACUAUGUGACUUGGGUUCAAGCAAUCCAGAAGGUAUUGUUGAGGCCAUCCAUGCUUGGAGAGCAAACGUUCUUAACAACAUCCCUCCUGCUAUCACAAAUGGCAUAGCUGAAAUCACUUCUCUGUGUGAAAUGGAGCUAAACUAAAAUGUAGGGAAGUGGACUGACUAAAGGAAGAAGUGCCUUACCAAUUAAGCAGUAGUUGGUUCCAGUUAAAAACCAUACAAAGCGUAUAUCUUCUUGUAUUUCAUGUUUUUAAUCAAAAUGUCUGAUCAUGCAAGACAAGGUCAAGUAUUUUAUUUGGCUUUUCUGUUUGAAGCAAGAUUUUUUAAAAAAAUAAACAAAAAUACUUGCUUUUCCUAGUAGCUGAUUAGUGAUCUGAAAAGGAGUGCAUCUUGAACUCCUGAGAUAUUUUUGGUUUGAGGAAAAUAAAAUCAGUUAACAGUUUUCAUUCUUUCACCUACAUCAGUUUGGAGUAUGGACGAUUUGACAGAAUAUUCAGUGUAACUUGAAAACCUGGCUCUAUUAUUUUGUACUAUUUUUAUAAAGUAACCAUUCAGAUAGCAGAACAUUCUUCAGAUUCUGCUUUAUUUUGCUUGAAUUGUCUCAAACUUAAUUUAAAAUACUUGUGGAAAACAGGAAGGAAUUGACUUUUUGUGUAGCCAUCAUGUAUGGAGUAACAGAGGUAAUAAAUCUCUGAACUUGUAUAUAUGGUUUAUUCUGAUGUGUCUCACAUUUGAUAUUGUUCCACUUGGGGAAUUUUGUGUAUGUAAAUAGAGAGUCAGUUCAAAAAAAGUUUAUGUUAUUAAUUAUAGCUUCACUACACUCUGUUUUUGUAUCUUUCAUAAUAAAAGAGACAAACACCA